GUCCCAUUGAAUGUGGCAGCACUUGUUUUACGUGUCAUUAGACACUCAGUGUCUACUCUCAGUAAAAGAAACAGACAAGAACAUGAGGAUGACAUUGGGUCAAGCUGUGUGUGUUUCAGUGGCCAUACUUCUCAACAUAGCAGGCUCACUUUGCCAGUUAGACGUGUGUGGUCAAGCCCCCCGCAACACCAAGAUUGUUGGAGGAGAAAAUGCCGUUGUGGGGUCUUGGCCCUGGCAGGCAAGUCUUCAUCGAAUUUCAACUGCAAGCCAUUUUUGUGGCGGGAGUCUAAUCAAUAAAGACUGGGUUUUGUCUGCAGCUCACUGUUUCCAGAGCAUCACCGAAUCUAAUGUAAAAAUCUAUCUGGGACGCCAGCUCCAAUCGGGCUCAAACCCUUAUGAGGUCUCCAAGACAGUGACUCGGAUCAUCACUCAUCCCAGCUAUAGCACAUCUACCCAAAACAAUGACUUAGCACUGCUCCAGCUCUCCUCUUCUGUGACAUUCUCUGAUUAUAUCAGGCCAGUUUGUCUGGCGGCUGCUGGUAGCGUAUUUGCUGCAGGUACAGGGAGUUGGAUCACUGGAUGGGGCAAACUCAAUUCUGGAGACACCUCUAUUCCAAACACACUGCAAGAGGUGCAGAUACCAAUUGUGAGCAACAGUGUUUGUAAUACAGCCUACCGAGGCAGCAUAACAAGCAACAUGCUAUGUGCUGGAGUAAAUGAGGGUGGCAAAGAUUCAUGUCAGGGAGACUCUGGAGGUCCAAUGGUCAGUAAGAACGACUCCCAGUGGAUUCAGUCUGGAGUUGUGAGUUUUGGUCAAGGAUGUGCACAACCCAAGUAUCCUGGCGUGUACACCAGAGUGUCUCAAUACCAGUCUUGGAUCAGCUCUCAGAUAAGCAGCGACCAACCUGGAUUUGUCUCAUUCACUUCCCUUGAAUCCAGCUCGGGCUCACACAGUCGCCUCUUAUUUUCCCUUUCUCUCACAUCGUCCAUCAUUCCUCUUAUUUUCUCCUUCUAUCUGUUUUCUUAAAGACAGAGGCAUAAUUCUCAGGUUUUUCUGAUUACAAGAUUUGGUUACGCUUAAAAGUAUAAACUAUUUAAAC
Rhinichthys klamathensis goyatoka is the source of this 1100-nucleotide messenger RNA. Its product is annotated as trypsin-like. Gene Ontology annotation, biological process: proteolysis. NCBI's taxonomy places the organism in Eukaryota, Metazoa, Chordata, Actinopteri, Cypriniformes, Leuciscidae. Gene Ontology annotation, molecular function: serine-type endopeptidase activity. The record is from RefSeq and is a predicted model, not a curated record. Bases 11 to 1027 code for a protein of 338 amino acids. The transcript has 6 exons.